AUUUAAAUAUGGAUGCACUUAUUUUUGGCAUUUUAUAUUUCAUUCGCCUCAUUUCAUGUGUGGAUUAAAUAAAUGGUAGCAUAAAAAAAUUCGUUCUAUAAUUAAAGAAAUUUGUAAGAAUUUAUAUUCAAAAAAGAGAAACAUUUUUGUGAAAAAGUUACAGUUACCAAGCGUUUAAAGGAGCCCCAAGGAGCCCGAAACCAAAACGGAAAGAGCAAAAAUUAAUUUUGACGUUUAAUAAUAGUGCGCACGCGUUGCUGUGCAUAAUUCACUAAAAAAGAAAAACUUUAAAAAAAAGUGAAAAAUUACAAAAGAAAGUAGUGUUAAUAUAUUUAAUUUUCAUUUCUUUAUUUUCUUUAACUUUUUUUUUUAAUUUUCAAUUAAAAAAACAAUCAUUUAAAAAAUUAAUAUAAAGUUGGUUCCAGAUUUCUUUCAUAUCGGGAAGAAAUCAAAUUUAUUUUUUUUAUUUUUUAUUUUGAGUGCUCGAAUUUACCCCAGAGGGGAUUUUUUAUAUGACUUUUGAAAGAUUGCUUGAAACACCAGUACUCAAAGGAGCACCUCCAUCUCCACAUCAACGAAAGAGUUUAGUUAGGUCGUGCAUGAAUUCACAUAGGCGAUAUUUAAGUCAUAGGACUUCAAAAUUUUCCAGUAAUAGACAUCGGAAAUUGCAACCUUUUAGAGAAACGUGAGGUUUUUUUUAAAGGAUAUAAAUUACCUAAUUAUAAAUUCUAUAUAUAGGAAUAUAUAUAUGAACAUAUGUGUAUACAUGCAUAUAAUUUAAAAAAAGAAUUAACCUUCACAGUCUAUUAAAUUAAGUAAUUAUAGUAAAAAAAUUAAUUAAAAAUAAAAAAGUAUAAUUUUAAAUAUAUAAGUAAAAGUGAAAGUCAUAGUGAAUUCAAAACGAAAAUUACACAAGAAAAGGCUAAGAUAUAGGAACUCUGUUUAAACUACAAUAUAUAUUAAUAGUAUUAUCUUCAUUAUAUUAGUAAUAUAUUAUUGAAGUAUAUAUAUUAUUUCAAAUAUAUAAUAUAUGUAUAUAUGUUCCUACAAGCAUAAACGUAUAUAUAGCUUAUAUAUACAUAUAUAUAUAUAUAUGAUUGAAAGAAAAGCAAAAAUUUAAAUAUUAUAUUGAAAAUUAAAUUUUGAAGAAAAACAAAUUCUACUACGUACAUAAGAGAGGGUAUUUCUUAUUUUAAGUUACACAUUCAUAAUUAAUUAAAAUUUUCACUCUAUUAGACACUGUUUUGUAUUAUAAAAGCAAAGUUCAAUUCUUAGAAUUUUCUUAUAUUUUUUUCUUUAAAUAUUUUUUGAUUGCAUAUUGCUUAAAUAUAAAAUACUAUAUAAAAUACUAAUUGGAAACAAAAGAAACGAAAGAAUAUUUUAGAGAUUAAAAGAGGAUUAUUUAAAUAAAUUUUAGUUUUUAUAGUAUAAAAAAGAUACAUAUAUAGGGAGCCGUUUAAAAAAAAAAGAAAGAAUAUUUACAAAAAAAAUAUUUCAGUAUAACAAUUUGCAUUAUUACUUUGAGUCUAACAAUUCGAUUUUCAUUUUAUUUUUUGGAAACAAUUUUUUGAAAAUAAAAAAUCAAAUAACUUGGAAGUUUAUUAAUCAUUGUAAAUUUUUAAAAUUUAAAAAAUUAGUAUAAAAAUAAUUAAUUUCAAAAGGGAAGAAAAUCUAAAACCACUUCCAAGAAAGGUUUACUUUCAAUAGUCAAAUUAAAAACUUUUUUUUUUAUUUUUGAUCAUUUAUUGUUUGAUAUUGAUCAUUUAUUCUUAAGAUUCAAAAAAUUGAAACACUUAAAAAAAUUUAAAACCGUAAGAAAAUAAUACAUUUAUUUUUUAAUUUUAAAAAUUUUUCGAAUAAAAUAAGAAAUUUUUGAUUAAAUAAUAAUAAAAUUAAACUUCAUGAAUUUAUCAAUAAAAGAAAAAAAAUUUAUAAAAUUAAAACUGAACUCAACAAAAAUUACUACUAUUAAUAGUGGUAAUCCAUUAUUACAACUAUAUAUAAAACUGCAGCAAUAUCAACCACAACAUCAAAAUAUAAAUGAUCAAUUUCUUAACAAAAAGAUAUUACGAAAUCUUUUAUCAAAAACAAUAGUAAUUAAAGAACCAUCAUCAACAUUAAAAACAAUAGAAGCAUUAUCACCAUAUUGUGGGAGAGCAACAACUAGAGUCAAUUAUUCAAAUUUAAUUAAUUUGUACAAUAAUUUAAAUAAUAUUGCUAAAACAAACACAUCGUAAAUGUAAAGGGUGGUUAAAAUUCAUUUUUUAAAAAUAUUGAAAAAUUGCUUAUGAUUUCAUAAGGAGCCACCAAUAUAUUAAAAAUAUAAACUGAAGUUUUUAUAAAAAAAAAAAUAAAACGGUGCUGUAAAAUUAUAGCAAUAAUAAAAAAGGCAUUAUUGAGGAAACAGCUCAAUAGCAACAACAGAGGAAUUACAAAAUUUAAUUAAUUUUGAAGACAACAUUUUUCAUGGUUAUUUAAUUCGAAAAAACGUUGUUGUAUACUUAAAAUUGGAUUUCGAAAAAAUUGACUAUAAAUUGUACAUCUACACAUUAAAUGUACUCAUUAUAUACGUCAGUUUGUAUAUCACACAUAUGCAUAUACAAAUAAAUAUACAUCGUGCACUUUGAUUGGAAUCGCUUCAUAUCCUUCACCAUUCAUCAAUUUUUUCCUUAAAUUAUUGAUGUUCUCGAGUUUUAUAUAUUUAAAAACAAGCUUUAAAAAGUUUUUGUUUUAUAUAUUAUUUUCAAACCAUAUAAAAUAUAACUUCUAAGCCUACAUUAAUAUCUAAAUAUCAAAAUUUACAUAUAUACAAAAGCCGCAAAAAUAUAUUCAAAAAACUAAACAAAAGUAAAACAAGCAAACAUAUAUCUAUCAUCAUUAUAUUGCUCGCUGUAAAAUUUAGAAACUUAGAAAGAUAUAUUAUUACACAAAAGUUAAUAUAAUAAAAAAAUUAAAAUGGGUACCGUAAAUGUCAAUCGUAAUGUGACCGACGUAUUUUAUCGUUAUAAAAUGCCACGUAUAAUGGCAAAAGUUGAAGGCAAAGGCAAUGGCAUUAAAACAGUUAUCGUUAAUAUGGCCGAAGUUGCCAAAGCAAUUGGACGUCCAGCUACAUACCCAACAAAAUAUUUUGGUUGUGAAUUGGGUGCGCAAACUCAAUUCGAUCAUAAGAAUGAACGUUUUAUUGUUAAUGGAUCUCACGAUGCAUCAAAGUUACAAGACCUUCUUGAUGGUUUUAUACGGAAAUUUGUUUUAUGUCCAGAGUGUGAUAAUCCUGAAACUGAGUUACUUGUAUCAUCAAAAAAAGGUACUAUAUCGCAAGGAUGUAAAGCAUGCGGUUUUCAUGGACCACUUGAAGUGAAUCAUAAAGUAAAUACAUUCAUAUUAAAAAAUCCACCAAAUAUGAAUCCAGCAACACAAGGAUCAUCAUUAACUGAAGGUAAACGUAGUAAACGUUCUAAAAAAGGUGGUGAAGAAAACGGCGGAACUGAAUCCGCUAAUAACUCUAAUGUACAAGCUAAUGAUGAUGAUGAAGCAAAUCAAGCAAGUCAAACUGAGGCGUUAAUUGGUGCAGCAAUACCAAAAAAGGACGUUGAAGAUGAUGACGAUGAAAAUUGGACAACUGAUGUGUCAGAAGCAGCGGUGCGUAAGCGUCUUGAAGAUUUAACUGAUGGAGCAAAAGGAAUGACAAUAUCAGAUGAUGUUGAAAAAUCAGAAAAAGAACGUGUUGACAUGUUUUAUGAGUUGGUUAAAAAGAAGCGUGACGCUGGUCAAUUGGAAAAUUUACAAACACACAAAGAACUGGCCGUUGAAGCUGAACGUUUAGAUAUAACACAUAAAGCCCCGUUAGUAUUAGCUGAGCUACUAUUCUCACCAAAUAUUAUACAAGAGGUACGGAAACAUCGUAAUUUAUUAUUACGUUUCACUCAUAAUAAUUUAAAAGCUCAACGUUAUUUAAUCGGUGGUAUUGAACAAAUUAUUGCAUUGCACUCAGCUAAAUUAAUGGAUAAAGUUGCUGGAAUCUUAAAAUUAUUUUAUGACAAUGAUAUACUUGAAGAAAAAGCAAUAUUAGAAUGGGGGCAAAAGGUUAGCAAAAAAUAUGUAAGUAAAGAAGUUGCAACUGAAAUUCAUGAGAAAGCGAAACCAUUUUUGCAAUGGUUACAAGAAGCUGAAGAGGAGGAAUCUGAUGAAGAUGAUGAAGAUGAUUCUGAAGUUGAAAUUGAAUAUGACGACAGAGCAAGGAUUGAUCUGCUCAAAAAAAGUGAUGUCACACCAAAAGUUGCUCCUAAAAAAGUUAUUGAUGAAGAUGAAGAUGGAGAUGAAAUUGAUAUCGAUGACAUAUAAAGAAGAAAUAUAGAUGUAUAAACAUCAAAAAAGCUGAGAGAAGCUGCAGUUGCAGCUAAAAUUUGUUAAAAACAAUAAAAAUAAAAAAAAAUCUUUUUAUUUUUUUGUUCAUAUUGCUUUAAUAAAGAUCUUUAUUUUUGAAA
This is a messenger RNA of Condylostylus longicornis, 4484 nucleotides long. It is a transcript of the gene eIF5, whose product is annotated as eukaryotic translation initiation factor 5. Gene Ontology annotation, biological process: translational initiation; formation of translation preinitiation complex; formation of cytoplasmic translation initiation complex. Bases 2956 to 4341 code for a protein of 461 amino acids. Gene Ontology annotation, cellular component: cytosol. Gene Ontology annotation, molecular function: translation initiation factor activity; eukaryotic initiation factor eIF2 binding; GDP-dissociation inhibitor activity. The transcript is spliced from 6 exons. Lineage: Eukaryota; Metazoa; Arthropoda; Insecta; Diptera; Dolichopodidae. The record is from RefSeq and is a predicted model, not a curated record.